AUCAGAACAACUUACACGUGACAACAAUGAAUAAUGGUUUAAGUUGAUUGCGAAAUAGUUGGGAAAAGAAUUUCGAUGUAGCGAUUCUAUGACACGUGGUUUAUGAACAGAUACACAAAACGACGCCGGAUUCAACACUUAAAAAAAAAUUCUCCCCCAUUUAAAUUAUUAUACAAAAUCGAGCUAAUUGACACGAAUCAACCGAGGCACCCAGGGCCCACAUCAGCCUUUUCAGUCUCCACGUUUCCAAGUAGUUGCCAGGCCACUUGAUCGUCUACUCUGCCGUCAUUGGCGAGAUGUUGUGUCUGUCAUGCUGGGCCACUGGCAUGGACCUUCCCUAUCCGUAUCCACUAUCUGGAGCUCGCGGUUCUGCUUUACUCAUUGGAGUUCCAUGUUGCCAUUCUCUACCCGUCUGAAAUCUACUGAACGCCUCUUCUUUGCUCGGCUUUAACAGGAAUGAAUACCACGGCCGAAAAGAAGUGUCGGCCAAGAGACAUUUUAUAAUUUUUUUAAACAUGUACACUGUCUUAGAUAUUUGAUUAGAGAGACCAUUCGGAAUGAAAUUGAAAACCGGCCGCAUACAUUUUUGUGUUUCAUCGACACCGUGGAGCUCAAGGGGGAUAUGUGCCUGACUUAUAGCCAUUUUUUUGCAGACAAAGAGAGCUACUGAGUACUGGUUAUAAAAGACAAAAGGGGCUUGGUCACUAUCCAUGGAAAAAGUGGGCAAGAUGUGGAGCAACCUGAGGAGCCGAUGCCAGACCCUCUUCCACAGCGACAGUGCGGGACCCAGUACAGAGAACAGCGUGGUGGAAGAGGACGGUAUGCACUGUGUGGCGGACCUGGGACGGGGAGGCACUUCAGGCGAGGCCCAGGCAUCUCGGGCCUCCAGCCUUUCCCGAAGCCUCUUGCCGCUUCCCGUGGUUACUGGAGGACGACGUCACAACUGUGUGUCGAACAUCCCCCAGAUGGUAGAGAGAACCACAGACAGAAAAGACAAUGAGGAAGCGAGGGGGGUUCCUGGGGGAGUCCCUAUGGGCCGGAGAGACUCGUACUCGCGCCAUGCACCUUGGGGGGGCAAGAAAAAACACUCGUGUUCCACUAAGACCCAGAGCUCCAUGGAUACAGACAGGCGGUCGGGGCGCACGCGCGGUGCCGCUGGGCGAAGGGAGCGUCGCUACGGGGUCAACUCCAUCCAGGAGAUGGAUGACUCUGGAGACGGGGGGCGUAGUCUGAGCACCCGCUCCCUGCGCCAGCGGCUUAGCGACACAGUGGGCCUGUGUCUCCCCCUGCCCCCCCGCCGCCGCUCGCUCUCCUCCUCCCAAACCCCCACCAUCUCCAAGCGCAAGAUCCACCUGACAGAGCUGAUGCUGGAGACUUGUCCCUUCCCCCAGGGCUCGGACCUGGCCAACAAGUGGCACCUGAUCAAGCAGCACACAGCGCCCGUCAGCCCGCAUUCCUCCACGGCUCUGCUAGAUGCCUUUGACCCGGCCCACCCCUCCCCCGAGGACGAGGAGGAGCGUCUGCGCGAACGCCGCAGGCUCAGCAUUGAGGAGGGAGUGGACCCCCCACCCAACGCCCAGAUCCACACCCUAGAGGCCUUGGCGCAGUGCUCCUCUCUGUACAAACUGGGACCAAAGAUGGCCCCCGGCAUUGCAGAGGCCUCUGGGGAGGGCACGACGGCCAGCUGCUCAGGAGGGGCUACUGGGUCGUCGGGCUCGUCGGUGCAGGUGCUCGGAGGGGCUACAGCCCAGCUGGCUGACUGCGACUCGGAGGAGGACUCCACCACCCUUUGCCUGCAGGCCCGGAGGCCUAAGCAACGCCACGCAUCCGGGGAUGGCCAUCUGAGCCGGAACCAGUCUGGGCCCUGGAAGGUGCACACCCAGAUCGACUACAUCCACUGCCUGGUGCCGGACCUGCUUCAGAUCACUGCGCUGCCCUGCUACUGGGGCGUGAUGGACCGCUACGAGGCAGAGGCUCUGCUGGAUGGCCGGCCCGAGGGCACCUUCCUGUUGCGUGACUCGGCCCAGGAGGACUACCUGUUCUCGGUCAGCUUCCGUCGCUACAACCGCUCGCUGCACGCCCGCAUCGAGCAGUGGAACCACAACUUCAGCUUCGACGCCCACGACCCCUGCGUGUUCCACUCGUCCACCGUCACGGGCCUACUGGAGCACUACAAGGACCCCAGCGCCUGCAUGUUCUUUGAGCCGCUGCUUACGGCGCCGCUCCACCGGACCUUCCCCUUCGGCUUGCAGCACCUGGCCCGCGCCGCCAUCUGCCGCCGGACCACGUACGACGGCAUCGGUGCCCUGCCGCUGCCCCCAGCCCUGCAGGACUUCCUCAAGGAGUAUCACUACAAACAGAAAGUGCGCGUGCGCUGGCUGGAGAGGGAGCCGCCGCUCAAGGUCAAAUAGGGGGCGGUAUCUGGCGGCCUGUGCGCCGCGGACGCAGUUAAAACAGAAAAAUCCCUGCCAAUCAGGAGAGGCCAUACUGAAUGAACAUAGCACUACUCGGUCAGGCAAGGAGGGGGUAACUGGAGAAACAAGGAGUUAGGUGAAGUGAACUAUCCAAGAUUCAUUCUAAUCUCGUUAUUGUUUUAGUUAUCAUUUACAUCACUUGGGAUACAUAUGUAUCAUUAUAUUCAGUAUAAUGCUGUCUGGCAAGCACACAUGUUUUUAAUGUUGAACAGGUUCUGAAAGGGAGCGCAUAAGCCUUCAUGCUUUGUCUCCCUCUCGCCUCUUGCAUUCUGUCAAGUGUUUGCCUGAUCCCACAGCAUGAGCUGCCUGCAUGCCCCCUCAUCCCCCCCCAGUCUCUAUCUAGGCCCACAUGGUUAGCUAGCUAUGUUGUACAGUUCACUCGUGCUUUCUAUCCUUCCUUUUCCAUUUUUUUUUUAUCAAGGGACUAUGCUGCCUGGCGGGCAUCGUUAGGCCUCAGGUGUAAUGUUAAUCAUCGCUCUCCUGGAGGGGGGGGAGGGGGGUUGCUGCGACUACAACUGCUACUGUGACUACAACUGCUACUGCAGUAAGUUAGGGCCUGUUUUGUCCUACAGACACGCACCCUGACAUCAUCAUGCAUCAUUGAGUAGGCCUGUGUCUAAAAUGUUUUUAAAAAUGGUGCUGUUUAGAGGUUCUGUCCUGUAGGUCUUCACCCCAAGGGCAGCGCGGAACGUGGCCACGUCCAAGGGUGCUGCUACUACAUCCUGCUUCCGUACACCUAUAGGGAGCAGGGCAUACACAGGAGUGGGUGUGGUUACAGCGACCCCUGGGCUUUUUGAUACCCUCACUGAGAUUUCUCUAAGCAUAAAUCAUCGUCUCCCACCACUACUGUGUCGGUACAGAAGUGCGGUUCUUAUAAUGGAACAAUACUAACGAUAUUUGUCCUGGUUGUUUUCGCACGUCUGUCAGUGGCUCAAACAGGCAACAGAGCAGGCACUUUAACUUGGUCUGGUUUGUUUCUGGACCUGCGUUCUGCCUUCAUGGUGUCACACUGUGCCAUCCUCAGGGUUUAACUUGUUAUAAUUUAGGCCCGUUGUUAGGUCAACGAUUGAGCCCAAUGGUAGAGCGAAUGCCAAGAGUGUGUAAAUAUGUCAAGGCAAAGGGUGGCUACUUUGAAGAAUCGCAAAUAUAAAAUGUAUUUAGAUUUGGUUACUAUGUGUCGGUGACAGCCUUGCGGCCCAAGUAGGCAACGGCAUGGGGAUUUUGUCUUCAAUCUCAGAAACCUAUCUGGGACAGCUAAAUUGUGGCCCAAAUCGUGUAGUUUACACCCAGCUUAACCGAACUAAACUGACCAAGACGUUACUCAAACAACAUAUAUGUCUCUUACAUAAUUCUACCCCAAAACAACAACAAUUUCUCUCACCCAGUGGCGUAUGGGCUAUUUAGGUAAGCGCUGAUGCCACCCAGUGAUAAGCAGUAGGCCUACCCAGUUUAUCAAAGGCAGGGGGUGCAAAUGAUUGUCCAUGCCCGGCGUGUUUCACCGGUGCAGCACUCCACCAAUGUUCAGUCAAAAAAGUAUCCAACAUAAAUCCUGUAGCCUACCGUAGAAAGUGGCGUUUUCUGUAGCCUACAUGCUGGAGAUCAAAUGUAUGUCAAUGUCAUGAGACGGACACUUUACUUUAUGCAGGUUUCUCCGAUCAAAUAGCCUAACCUAAAUGGCGCCCAAUCACAUGAAAAACGCUCUUCGAUGUAUGACAUGUUAACAAACAACAUUUGCAAAAACAGGACGAGUCAAAGUAAAAUGGACAAUAUCUGGAAUGGAAAAUGAAGCUGCUCACAGCUACUGUCCGGGAGUUCCACCCCAUAGGCUAAAUUGUCAUGAUAAUCAGUGAUUUUCAAGUUUGUAUUCGUCCAUUAUUAUUUUUUUGACGAGCUGCGUCAUAGCGAGGGGAAAAAAAGACUUCUGCAUUUCCCGCUGUGUGAACACACGGAUUCUCAUUGCAAAUAGGCGGGGGAUAACUCCUGAUGAAGUUGGGUAGCUUAUUCAGAGCUUAAAUAGCCCAAAUGAUUAGUCACAGGAAUCAGGACUAAUAAUGCCAAUGCAACUGCCUGUUUUACAAACGGUAGGACCUACCACAUGGAUGGGCCUUUUACAAAAUUCCAUUGCGGGCCAACACUGUAAGGGAGGGCGGCAAUUUUUUUUGGUCUCAUCUAGGGCGGCAUAAUGGCCAGGAAAGGGCCUGCUUCACAUUGUCACUGCUAGCCAUGUCCUAUAAUAACCCAGCAUAUUGUGAGAGCUUGCAUCAGGAAGACAAAUACAACAAAGCGUAACCUAUGUGCCUUUCAUAGAGCCUCCUGUUUGAAUCCAUACUUUUUAGGGUCUUAUUAUUAUUUUUUUUUAUCUACUUUGAACUCUUGAGCCUGGCGCAUGGAAUACUCCAGGAGCACUUCCCAUUCGUGUAGCCCUUUAAAUGAGGGCGAGGAGGAAAACGAAUGAUGAAGAACAGGGUAUGACGCGCGAGCUCCGAGCUUGCUCUCUAAUGUUCAUUGGUGCACAUUUUGAUUUAAAAAAAAAAAAAAAAAAACAUAUAUUUUUCAAUUGAACUUGACAAAAUGUUCUUGAUUAAUCUGUUAGAAUAAUUAGCGGGCUUCACUUAUAAAACUCAUUGGGGUUUAAUAGGUGUGACUAGAUGUGUGGGGCAAGGCAGCGUCAAGUCCUGGAGGACUUCGACACUGGACAUGCUUUAGAACUGUACACCUAUAGAGACGCACAUAGGCACGGGGUCUAUAAAAGCUAUGUAACACUUUGAAAAAUGAGGAAGCCUACAGCUUACAUGUAUAUGGAAAUAUUAUCUGACAAUGUAUACUAAUAUAGCUUUAAACAAAUUAUCGUUGUGAUAUCAGUGAUCCUUUUUACCCUGGUCAGAAAGGCAACUCUCAAAUCCCUUCUCUCUGAUUUGCAGGGCAGAUGUUUGUUUUAACUACCUGACACAAAUCAGGUGUGUGUAGAGGGUUAUCAGAGAGGAAGGACCGUGAAUGAUAAUGUGGAAUGAAUGCGUAGGAUUAGCUUAUUCGUGAGCAUCUGUGUCUGUGACCAAAGCGCUGUUAUUCAACGGUGUUGCACACAACCUGUAUUGUUGUCUAGGGCUCUUUUUAAAAUGACGAUACAGAAUUUUAUUUCAAAAUUGAACAAACGUUUUCAAUGGCAGCCAAUCAAAGCUUGGGAUGGAUACAGCAAUUCCAUGGUAACAGAAUUAAGAUGAGACUCAAGAUUUUUCACUUAAAGUCUGUACGAAACAGAAACUUUGAUUUCAAAGUUUAGCAAACCAUAUAACUCUCUGCACAAGGACUACUUUUUAACAAUUUCCACAGAAAAUGUUUUGUAGGAAGAACUGUGCAGAUGCAAAGUUUGGUAACAGAAUAAAACUGAGAGACUUUACCGUAAUUAUGUUACCUAACUUCAUCUGCACAGUUUUUCCAGUAAAUAUAUCUUUUUUAUUUUUUUUACUGUGUAAAUUCUUCAAAGUAGUCAUUGCAUAGAGUUGUAUGGUUUGUUAAAUUAAUGGUUUUUGUUUGGCAUACAUUUUAAAGUGAGUCUCAGCAUAAUUCAGUUACCGUGGAAUUGCCCAUAUCCCAUUAAUGCCUGAUUGGCUGAAGUCUACAAGACAUGCGCUGUUACCAGGUAGAAACAGAGACGAGACCCCCAACGCCUCACACCUCAGUCUUGGAACUGCUUUUAAUGACUAACUCAUUAUUCUAUUAUAACAGUGUACUAAUGGAAGGUAAUGUGUUGUGUGGGUAUGUGUUAUGGUUUGGAGGCAGAAGGGCAGGAAAGUGUUUAAUUGUUAAGGGUCGAUUAGUAUAAUGAUCAAAUCAACUAAAUGUUUUUUUUUAAUAUAUAUAUAUAUAUCUAUAUCCCCACCCGCUCUCAUCUCCUAAAUCCAGUCUCCUAAAAAAAUCUGUCAACUUACUACUGUGAGUCAGCAACAUUUCCCCCUGCACUUUUUCAGAAAGCUUGAAGAUUGCAUGUUAAAAUGGCCCAUUUGUAAGAUCUAUGACCAUUACUUAAGGGCUGUGGGGGACUGUUUGAAAGAAAUACGUUGGCAUAUAAGUCACUUGCAUGUGCACUUUUAUGUUCUAUGUCCACAUCGUCUCUCGAUCACCCUGACAUAUUGUAUGGGCUAUCUGUUAACUCACUGUCCUGCCCGCGCACGCUCACACACACCUACUCUUUACCACCUGUCUAUCAUGCUACGGCCUACUGGCGCUAAUCACCGGCUAAAUUUAUCUCCAUCUAAAUGUACCGGGUGCUAAAAGGGCCAUUGUUUCCUAAUGGGUGCUGUGUGACUCUUCGUCAGGGAGACAGUUUUCUCCCCCUGCCUCUCUUUCUCAGACCACAUCCUCAACAUCACCCUGCUAAUGCUGCUGGGAUAAUGUGGAGGGGACUUGGGGCCUGUUGCAGUCUGCUUCCCUUUCACAUGGUACUGCAGCCCCCAGCCCUAGUUUGGGAGCCAGGCUAAAGUUGGCAUUAAAAGAGUAGCGCCUCAGUCACACAACCUACCAUUGAAUGCCCAGUUUCCUGCUGUGCUAAUGGGGUGGGGGGGUUACGCAUUUGUUUAAGUAAUGGCACUUUAAUUGUGUGUGCGUUUUGUCUUUAUUCGUUCGUGGUGAGGUUGUGUGAAUGUGGGUGUGCCAGGAGAAGAUGGUGGUCCUGGAGUAUUUCAUUUGUGUUCAUACAGUAUAAGCAAUGUUGGAGGACAUGCAGAUUUCUGUUCUGUUGACCUGCAGACUCACAGGUGUGUGUGUGUGUGUGUGUGUGUGUGUGUGUGUGUGUGUGUGUGUGUGUGUGUGUGUGUGGACAGAGCCACAUAGAGGGGUCCGGUGGAGAGGAUGUGGAGUCUGCUGUGAGGGGUGAACCCCUAUGAACAAUGGUUCUUCCCCCCCCUAUUCUCAGGCAGGCCCGCUGUCAGGCUAGUUCCAGGAUCUAUUCUCCACCCCUGUUUUCCCCAUGGGAAGUAUCUGUGACCGUUACACUACUAGCACGUUUGCCAUAUGGCCUGUAGAAGAAACACCCUUGGAUAAUUAAGAAUAAAUUGAAGAUCCUUUUUUUUUUACCUGUGGUGCAUAAAAUGUCUGGAACACAUGCACUAAUUUUCACGUACACACACACACACACACACACACACACAAACCCACAUUGAAAUACACACUUGCCCAAUACCUGGGAUGUGUAAAGAAGGACCACAUUUUGCCAGCACCACCUCUGUCUGUGGCCCUAGAAAUGGGAAAACAAAGAAAGGUGUUUACAUGUAUAUUCUGUAUGUAAAAAUAAAUAAAUAUAUAUAAUUAAAAAAAGAUGCCGUGAAUUUGCUAUUUUGAAAAACUAUAUCAGUGGUAGAAAGACACUAUUAGCUGCACUAUAAAAUGUUUGUGGAAAGAAACCACUGGGUCUUGUUAUAAAUCUGAGACAGGCAGGUCAUAUCACCAGCUGUCCAUGUUUGACCACAUCAUGACCCCUGGCUUGGAUCUAGUACUGGAUGUCCCUGGUACGGCUCAACCUUUCAGCUCUUAGAGGAAAAAUACCGUUUUAUUCUCAUCUUACCCCCUAUUUUUUAGGAAAGCUGGGUAAAAAUGCUAUAUGCAAAUGGUAAAAAAAAAAAAGAGAAGAUGUAUGACUAAAGUUUAUUAUUUUUCAUUCUUCUCCCUAAUAUGCAAUGGAGUGUACUGUAACAAUGGUUGCAAUCCUCUGUCACUUUAAUGCUGUAUGUGCACAUUGGUUGUUGUGUGGAUGUGGGUGCCAUGGCGAUGGUGACUAAUGGUUGUCAUUCUAAAGCACCAUUGUGUUCUCAGACUGCCUUAUUCAUUCUGACCAAUCACAAGAGUCCUCUGAAAUCUGGGGCCACCACCACAGGCUUACCAAACUUGGGUCAGACGAAUAUCGGCGUUCCAUUUUCUCUUUUUUUUCCUUUUUUUUUUUUUACUGCUGUCAGGAAGGAUUUGUAAAUGAUGUAAUCAUGUUCACAUUUCAGUCUUUGUUGUUCUGUGUAUCUGCUUCACCAUUCAGACAGUUGUUUCUUUCCAGUAUAACCUGUUCAUUUAUAAAGAACCAUAUGAUGCGACAUUUGUAGUUGUCACUCUUGGUGCUUGGCUUAUGCUUCAUUGUCUUAAUAUUCCAAAUAAAACUGUUAAGUGUAAUCCA
This is a messenger RNA of Salmo salar (Atlantic salmon), 8631 nucleotides long. Its product is annotated as suppressor of cytokine signaling 5-like. Gene Ontology annotation, biological process: phosphatidylinositol phosphate biosynthetic process; intracellular signal transduction. Gene Ontology annotation, molecular function: 1-phosphatidylinositol-3-kinase regulator activity. The record is from RefSeq and is a predicted model, not a curated record. Gene Ontology annotation, cellular component: phosphatidylinositol 3-kinase complex. Lineage: Eukaryota; Metazoa; Chordata; Actinopteri; Salmoniformes; Salmonidae.